AGGGCAAGGGCAAAGGGCCAGUUGGCUUCGGGCAGUGGCCCUGGAAGUGGUGGUUCGACCAGACGCUGCCUGAGCUGGCCAUGCUGCUAGGACCUUCCGCACGGACGCGACGACGCCACUCCUGCAGAAGCACAAGCUGUACGCGCAGCUUGGCUUACACAUGGGCGCGGACCCCGUGGAUUCCAUCGUGCGUUGGGUGCGGAACCAGGUCUACAGCAACAAGCUCCGGUGGCGGGACGUUCACCUGGAGGCGCUGUCGCCGGUGCUGGCCGAGCUGGCCAAUCGCAGCGAGGACGUCGCCCUGGCCCUCAAGUGCUCGCGGGCGGUCUACGCCCAGGACGCGGGCACCCUGCGGUGGGCGAGUGCGGAGGUGGCGAGGGCAGGUUGCCAGCCCGGCGGCGGCGCAGGCCGCGCGAGGGAGGUGGAAAUCCCGCAAGCUUCCAGCCUGAUGCUGCGGUCAGCUGCUCUCAGCGGCUACGCCGUGCUGGACGUGACCUGCGAGGAUGUUACCAGGAAGGCGCGCCGCUGGCUCACGAGCUGCUGCGCGACCUGCGGCGGCUGGCCUACGUCCUGGUCGGCCGGGCGGCCGUGGUGGAGCUCGGCCUGUCGGGCGAGCAGCGGAGCGGGAUGCAGUCGAGGGAGGUGGAGAUCAGCUCCGACAACCUCCCGCCGGUGCUACAGGGCAUCGAGCACGCGCCGCUGGCGCACCGGCGGCUGUUUUUCCACAAGGCCCUGCAGCACAGCCUGUACCAGCUGGAGGGCGCCGCCGAGCCGCCGAGCGCCGGCGAGCCUGGCGAGGGCGGUGAAGGAGAAAGGAGCCCGCGGUGCCUGCUCUGAGGCCAGUGGAGGUGGUGGCGGCAGAGCAGUACCUGGCUGCGAGGGACUCCCACGCCGCUGUGGAGCAGGCCAGCCAGGACCAACUGACGACUUCCUGCAGUCGACCCUGCGGUACUUCGCGGGCCUGAACCUGCGCCCCGAGCAGCCCCUGAUCCGGCAGCACGAGUUCGACAGCGUGGCCGCCAUGGUGGCCCUGUGCUGCGACGCCUCCCUGCCAGGGUCGGUUCUGUGCGGCGCCCACGAGUGGAUGCAGCAGCGCCUUGGCGAGGUGAAGGCCUCGCUCUUGGACCUCCUCGUGGCGAACUUCCACGAGAGCUCGGAGGUCCGGGUGCCCAUCCGGGCCGUCGUGCUCGGCUCCUGGUUCCAGGGCACCGCCUGCCAGCUUCUGGACCUCUGCCGGCUGCUGUGGCUGGACCACCCAGAAGGACACUCCCCCCACAUGUUCCUCCCAGAGCCCCGCGAGCUCUACAGCGGCGGCCUGCUGGCGGCGCUCUACCUGGGCGGCGCCUACGACGCGUGGGAGCUGCAGCUCCCCCGGAGCAACUCGGAGUGGUGGUGGACGGGCCUCCUGAAGCAGAUGUCGGAGCUGCGGCAGGAGGUCAUCCGCGCGCCAGUCUUUGGCCGCUGGAAGAAGGGCCUGAUGGACAGCAUGCUGCCAGGCAUGGUGCGGUGGCCCACGCACCAGCAGGUGCAGGCGGAGGUGCAGAAGUGCGGCGCCGCGGGGGAUGAGCUGCCGAUCGACGAGCACAGGGACAAGAUCCUGAAGCACAUAGAGAACUACAGGGUCACCUGCAUCCAGGGCGAGACCGGCUGCGGGAAGUCCACGCGCGUGCCGGUCUACGUCAUGGAGGACUAUUUCGAGAAGAAGAAAGCGGGCAAAUUGAAAUCGGAGGACACCUUCAUGGUCCUCUGCACCCAGCCCAGGCGCAUUGCCUGCAUCUCGCUGGCCAACCGCGUGGCCUCCUGCAUGAGGGAGAAAGUUGGGGAGUCCAUCGGCUACAAGAUCAGCGGCGACUCGAACGUGCGCCCAGGGCGCACCAAGAUGGUGUACGUCACGACUGGGUACCUGCUGCAGGUGUUGGUCAACAACCCCGAUCAGAUUCGGUCGUACUCGCAUCUCAUCCUCGACGAGGUGCACGAGCGUGACGUGGACUCCGACCUGCUCUCCCUGGUGGUGAAGCUGCAGAUGACCGGAUACAACUUCAAGCUGGUGAUCAUGUCCGCGACCCUGCAGGGCGACCUCUUCACGCGGUACUUCUCCGACAAGAAGAUCAAGACGAUCUUCGUCGGGGUGAAGCGCUACCCCGUGGAGGUCGUCUACGUCGAGCAGCUGCUCGACCGCUACGGCGGCAGGUCGUACGGCCACGACCUCGACGGCCGCCAGACCUCGGAGGCCACGCGCGGCGUCCAGGCCCCCUUCGCGAGCCAGGCCGUCCGCGCCGUGCGCGACGCGGAGCGGGCCUUCGGCAGCGGCGGCCGCGAGGCGGAGGGCUGGGAGGACCAGGGAGCCCGCGGGCAAGCCUGCGAAGGGCGAGUUCGACGACAGCGACUCCGACAGCGACAGCGGGGAGGACGCGGACGCCGCGGCCGUGGCCGUGGCCGCGGCGAAGGCGGCGCCCGUGAAGAAGUGGAAGAAGGAGGUUCGACCGUCCAUCCUGCGCGGCCUCGACGUGCUCGUCUACGAGCUGGUGCUUCGCGUCGCCACUCCCGGCGAGGGGAUCCUGGUCUUCAUGCCCGGGAUAGGUGAGAUAUCGGAGCUGUACGAGACGCUGAAACCAAUGGAGGACCCCGAACGCGAGCAGCACAUGACCUGGGAGCGCCCAGCGUCAGCAGGCCGGACUGCUGCUUCAAGG
This is a messenger RNA of Prorocentrum cordatum, 2690 nucleotides long. NCBI's taxonomy places the organism in Eukaryota, Dinophyceae, Prorocentrales, Prorocentraceae. The record is from the annotation of a GenBank genome assembly.